Hemibagrus wyckioides is the source of this 3453-nucleotide messenger RNA. RefSeq names its product spondin 1a (gene spon1a). The record is from RefSeq and is a predicted model, not a curated record. Lineage: Eukaryota; Metazoa; Chordata; Actinopteri; Siluriformes; Bagridae. The transcript is spliced from 16 exons. Gene Ontology annotation, biological process: cell adhesion. Gene Ontology annotation, cellular component: extracellular matrix. The coding region runs from base 554 to 2971 and encodes 805 amino acids.
GGACAUCCCCUUUCCGAUCCUCUGUGAGAUUUCUUCCCCUUUAGCUAAAGCUGUUUAUAAUGUCAGCGCCGCCGCUGGGAAUUGUGCGUGAACUUCGGUUAUAAGCGCGUUCGGCUCGACAUCUACCACCCCCCAAACACUCUGCGUCUCCAUGACCCCGGCAGCGCGCGCGCUUCCGCCGCGGCUGCACGUCCGUCGUCGUGAAUCGCGCUUGCGUCUAGUUUCAGCUCGGGGAGUCCCCGCCGCCUCCGCCGUCGUCAUUGUCGUCGUUGUCGCCGUCGCAGGGGGCAGCGACGCUCGAGCGAAUCGGCGGGCGCCUAUUUAUAUUCCGGUGCCGUCCGGUACGGCAUGGGAGCAGCAGCCCUGUCUUUAACGGAGGCGGAGAUCGGAUCUCUCUCUCGCUCUCUCUCUCUCGCAAGCACCGAAAGGCCAAUGAAUAACAAUAAGAACAAUAACUGUCUGCGUUUCUAACCAACUUCAUUUUCAGUGCCACUGCUCUCUCUCUCUCUCUCUCUCUCUCGCGUGCGCGCUCUCUCUUGUGAUUGUUCGCGCGAUGGCAGGAGCGGCAGCGCGUGCUUUCCUGCUCCUCCUGUGCCUCGCGGUCGGUGCCCAGUGCGGCGCGCUCGCGUUCACCGAGGAACCCGGGGACAGGGCUCCCAAAUCGGACGGAUAUUGCAGCUGGAUCAUACGAGCGCACGGCGCGAGGAAGGAGCUGUACACCGAGUUUCGGCUCCGCGUCGAAGGAGAACCGGAGAGCUACCAGCCCGGCAGCACGUACAGAGUGACGCUGUACGCCACCAGCCCUGCUUACUUCAAAGGCUUCACGCUCAUCGCUUUAAAGGAAGGACGGAAUGGGGAAAAGGAGGAGGAUUACGCUGGGAAAUUCCAGCUCAUUGAUGAAGAUGACACACGGUUUAUGACUAACUGCCCCCCAGCUGUGACCGACAGCAUCCCUCGAAGGAGGACCAAAAUCCAGGUGUUUUGGACGGCACCCUCCUCAAGCAGUGGCUGCAUACUGCUCAAGGCGAGCAUCAUUCAGAGGAAGAUCAUCUCUUUCCAGGAUGAAGGCUCUCUGACAAAGCGACUGUGUGAGAAAGAGCCGUUGUAUGGUGAGGUCACUGAAAAGCCUCUGCUGGAUUGCUGCGCCUGUGGAACGGCCAAGUACAGGGUCACCUUCUACGGGAACUGGUCCGAAAAACUGCACCCCAAAGACUACCCCAGACGAGCCAAUCACUGGUCAGCCAUCAUUGGUGCGUCACACUCCAAGAACUAUGUGCUGUGGGAAUACGGUGGUUACGCCAGUGAAGGAGUGAAGCAGGUAGCGGAGCUCGGCUCGCCCAUCAAGAUGGAGGAGGAGAUUCGACAGAAGGGUGACGAGGUGCUGACGGUCAUUAAGAUGAAGGCACAGUGGCCCGCAUGGCAGCCUCUCAACGUGCGAGCCGCUCCCUCGGCGGAGUUCUCAGUGGACCGGACUCGUCACCUCAUGUCCUUCCUCACCAUGCUCGGGCCGAGUCCCGACUGGAAUGUGGGUCUGUCGGCUGAAGAUCUCUGUACGAAGGAGUGCGGAUGGGUGCAGAAGCUGGUCCAGGACAUGAUCCCGUGGGACGCCGGGACCGACAGCGGGGUCACCUACGAGUCUCCCAACAAACAGACAAUUCCUCAGGAGAAAAUUCGUCCUCUUACAAGUCUGGAUCAUCCCCAGAGCCCGUUUUAUGACCCAGAAGGCGGAGCCAUAACUCCGGUGGCCAGAGUGGUGGUGGAGAGGAUCGCCCGCAAGGGUGAGCAGUGCAACAUCGUGCCUGAUAACAUUGAUGACAUCGUAGCAGACAUCGCUCAGGAGGAGAAAGAGGAAGACGACACUCCGGAGACGUGUAUUUACUCCAACUGGUCUCCGUGGUCAGCCUGCAGCUCCUCCACCUGUGAGAAAGGAAAGAGGAUGAGGCAGAGGAUGCUGAAGGCUCAGCUGGACCUGUCCGUCCCCUGUCCGCACACCCAGGACUUCGAGCCGUGUAUGGGGCCCGGCUGCAGUGACGAGGAUGCGUCUACGUGUAUGAUGUCAGAAUGGAUCACGUGGUCUGAAUGCAGCGUGUCCUGCGGCGCAGGCGUCCGGUCCAGAGAGCGAUACGUAAAGCAGUUUCCCGAGGAUGGUUUUGCCUGCACCCUCCCCACCGAAGAGAUGCAACCGUGCACCGUCAACCAGGACUGCUCUCCUAGCAGUUGUCUCGUGACUGAAUGGGGUGAAUGGGACACCUGCAGCGCCACCUGUGGGCUGGGCAUGAAGCGGCGUGAGCGUAUGGUCAAAAUGCCUCCGUCUGAUGGAUCCAUCUGUGGGGCUGAGGUGGUGGAGGUGGAGAAGUGCAUGAUGCCCGAGUGUCAUACCAUCCCCUGCCUGUUGUCUCCAUGGUCUGAUUGGAGUGACUGCAGUGUGACAUGCGGUAAAGGAAGUCGCACUCGACAGCGUGUACUCAAAUCCCCGGUGGAGCUGGGAGAGUGCAGCGAAGAGCUGGAACAAGUGGAGAAAUGCAUGCUUCCAGAGUGCCCUUUAGACUGUAUGAUGUUUGAGUGGUCAGAGUGGACCGAGUGUAAUAAAUCAUGCGGGAAAGGUCACAUGACCCGGACAAGGAUGAUAAAGCUGGAGCCUCAGUUCGGGGGCGAGACAUGCCCCGAGUCUGCCCAGAGGAAAAAGUGCAAGAUCAGGAAAUGUAAUCAAGCCAGUACGACCAGCGAUGAGAGAAAGAAACGCAAAGAAGCCAGAAAGAAGAGGAAGAACAGUCAGGGCAGGGAGGAGUGGAUUGACGAGCUGGCAGGAUGCAAAAUGAAGCCGUGGUCAGGAUGGAGCGACUGUACCAAGCUGUGCGGAGGAGGAAUCCAAGAGAGGCUAAUGACCGCCAAGAAGAGAUUCAAGAGCACACAGUUAACCAGCUGCAAGGACAGGAAGGAGAUCCGGGCCUGCAACGUCCAUCCCUGCUAAGCAGUGCAGAGGAUUGUGGGAAGGGACUCGAUGUGAUGAGGGAGGGAGGGAUGGGGGAGGGGCAGGAUCAAGCGUCGAUCGCGCCUCUUUCUCUGGUUCGGUCGACCUGUUUAGGGUUGGCGUCAGUUUGGUAAUUUUUUUACCUUUUUCUUUCUUUUUUUUUACUAGAAUGUAGUAUAGUGGUAAUUUGUCAUAUUCAAAAGAAAUGCAGAGAAAUGCUUAGAGUUGAUGUUAAAGUUCGAUUUCAUUUCGAUUCUAAUUCCUAGUAUGGUUCUAUCUGAAAGUGGCUUAUUAAAGUUUCAUAAGAUUUAGUAACUCCACAUGAUGCAGACGACGGUCCAGAAAAAGUCUUUGGUUUUGUUUUCAGUCAGCAAAAAUUGAAUUUCCUUCUCUUUAAUUCCAUCUGUUUUUUUUUACUAUUAAAAUUAAAAUUCAUUUAUAACACCACCGGAUGCAGUAACCUGUGCAUAUUAUUAAUAAUU